AUGGAUAGAAUUCAAACUAUCAACAAAUUAGAAUUGUUACCUAACGAAAUCUUGAUCGAAUGUUUUCGAUAUCUCGAAACUGUGCAAAUGUUUUAUUCAUUUGAUCAAUUAAAUUCUCGUUACAAUAGACUUAUUCGACGUAUUCCCUUGCAUCUUGAUUUUCGAGAUACUCCUCGAUUAAUAUGUGAUCAAUUUUGUCAGAAAAUGUUAUCUGAUGAAGAAAUCAAGAAUCAAAUUUUCUCAAUACGUUUAUCAAACAAAGAUACCACAUAUGGAAUUCAGUCAUUCCUCUCUACCUUCCAGCUAGUAGAUGACUUUCCUCAUCUUCAAUCGUUGACCUUAGUUAGAGUGAGUAAAAGCAAUGUAAUACAAUUGAUAUCAACAUUACCAUUAUUAUCUGGUCUAUCAUGUUUUCGACUGAUUGAUCCUCAAAUUGAAAAGAAGGAGAUAUUUUCCAUAUUACCAACAUGUCAAUUACAUACAUUAAUGCUAUCAACUUUAUCUAAAGAUUUCCAAAUUACAGACCAAUUAUCAUCGAUUACAAAUUUAACUAUUUCGGAAUGUCAUUUACGUGAUUUAUUUCAAAUCUUAAGAACUGCAUCUGAAUUAAAAUACUUAAAUAUACACCACAUUCAACGAUAUUCAUCUAAUCGUGUAGACACCAAUAACCAUUUUUCUAAUCAUCAUGCUAUUCAUCUUAAACAAUUAAUUAUUAAGCAUAUUGAAUAUGAUUUUUCUGAUUUUAUAAUCAUUUUAAAACAAACACCAAAUUUAAAUAGUUUGACAUUGGGUGCUUCUAGUGACAAAAAUCUAGUCGAUGCAUGCCAAUGGGAAGAUUUGAUCAGUUCAUCAUUACCUUCGUUGAAAAAUUUCAAGUUUAGAAUUUAUUAUUACCAUGGCAACAACAAGAAUGGUCUUGAAGAGAGAUUCAAACAAUUUCAAAGUGAUUUUUGGUGUAAACAACAUCAUUGGUAUACUGAAUAUGAAUUAUCGAACUAUGAAGCUUUGAUUUAUACAAUACCUUACAUAUUCUCCAUAUAUGCAUUAGUACCGCAUACGAAAGGACGUGGAAAUGAGUUGAUCAACAACGUUAAUAUAUUCGCUAACGUCACGAAUUUGAGAAUCAAUCCUGACGCUCUAAGAAACGAACGUCAGUAUUAUUUUCCCUAUGUCAUUUCACUGUCAUUAAGAUGUCCGGACCUGAUCGACACACUUUUGCUAACCGCGAAAGAUAUUCAAUCUCUAAAAGUGAUUGUUAACUUCUCUACGUUACAAGAAUUAUAUAUCCCAUAUACUUUUCAGUUAGAAACUCCAUCUGUACUCUUAGAAAUCCUCAAAGGCGCCCCACAUUUAUCAUCAUUAUGUAUCCAUUUAGAUAUAUUACAAUCCUUAUUUGAAGAUGAUCAAUUAUGCCAAUAUUUAAAUAAAAUGAUUCGAAAAUUAGACAUUGGGAGUUUUUAUGACAAACUUUUGGAUGAUUAUGAUAGAUUAACCGACAUUUGUCAAGUAUUUUCAAAUAUUGAGGAACUUACAUGCACAAUCUAUCGUCUCGAUUGUUUACUCUUCCUCAUACAACAUUUCUCAAAAUUAUCACGUAUUUCUGUUGCUUUAGGAGAAUACCAUUUAGUCAGUGCUGUACCAGGGCUUGAAGAACAAACACACAGAUUAGGCAUGAAGAUAGUUGCUGACUUUGACGUAUACAAUAGUUUACUAUUAACAAUUCAUAUAAAUAGAAAUACGUUUUAA
This is a messenger RNA of Didymodactylos carnosus, 1746 nucleotides long. Lineage: Eukaryota; Metazoa; Rotifera; Eurotatoria; Philodinida; Philodinidae. The record is from the annotation of a GenBank genome assembly.